AAUAUUGUUAUGGGAAUUGGGAAACUAUUACUUUAUUGAGAUGAAGUAAAGAACACAAAAUACCUGAGAAUGAAAUUAGUAUAAACAAUCAAUCAGAGAACGAAAACUCAUGCUUACGCAUUUAAUGCACGCUACGCUUUUCGGUACAGGAUUGUUCGUUGCUUCACUGCUCGGUUCUUCUUCUUCUUGGGGCCUUCGUUCCAUUAUUUCCAUAUCCGCCGCCACCGCUCUCAUUGUGUUCGACGAAAUGCCUGAGAAAUGGUGUCGCUCAUCAGGACCCCAACACAUUUCUGCGUUCCUCCGCAAUUGAAAUCCUCGUUCCGUCGCUCUUCGGUGUUGGCGGUCAGCCGCGGGUUGGAGCUCCGGUGCCCGGUAUUUAGUUUUGCGGCGAGGAAGAAACAGGAGGGCGUCCAACUGAGGCGGAAGGGGAGGGGUAUUGAUUCUUGUUGUUGGUGUGGUGGGGGUGGAGGGUCGGCGAGUGCGGAAGGGGACGCGGAGCUGGAGGCGAGGAUAUUGGAGUUCAUGAGGGAUUCCGAGAAGCCUGGGGCGUUCCCUUCCAGGAAAGAGUUGGAGGAAGCGGGGAGAUUUGAUUUGGUUGAGGCUAUUAGGAGGAAAGGCGGGUGGUUCUUGCUUGGCUGGGAAUCAGAGGAUGAUGAAAAUGAGACACUGGGGGCCCAAGAAGCUGAGGCAGUUGAUAUUGAUUUUGAUAUGGAGGAGUUUCGAAGGAGGGUCAAGAGCUGUCAAGAUAGUGGAGCUUUUGACAACAUUGAAGAGGACUCUCUCUGUCUCAAUGGUUCUUCUGAGAGUGUGUCUUCUUCUGGUAGAUCAUUAGAAAAUGGAGUUGAGGGCAUAUUGAGUCGAUUAGAGAAACACAGAAAAUCAUCUUUUGAUAUGAAUUCAGACAAAUCUAGCAAUGGAAAGUGGGCUUUAAACAGAGAUGAUGGAAAUGAUCAGAAUGUCAUGACCACUGCUGUGGGCAGGAGUAAUCUAGGACAAACCAUCACUGAUGCAUCAGAUUCAUGGAGAACUUGGAGCAUUCAACGUGCUGGCUUUCAGGAUGCAGAAUUUGAACCUGAAGAGAUUACUUUUGGUCAAAAUCAAGAAGGUAAAAGAAAUUCAAUAGAACACUCAGUUGUAGUGACUGAAAAGGGUACUGGAGAUUUACACAGACAGAGUGGUGUCAAUCACAAAGACAUAAGAGCUCGCAUACAGCAUCUAGAAGUCGAGCUUAAUUCGGCGCUUCAGUUGAUAAGGUUCAAGAGUGAAGAAAACAGUUCAAAAGAGGUUAUUGGAAGCUCUCCUACUGAUUUGCAAAAACUUUCUGAUGCAUUGGAGUUCCAGGAGAAUCAGCUCAUGCAUGCCCAGAUGAGAUUGCGGUCAAUACGUGCAAAGCUAACAGUACUUGAGGGGAAAAUGGCAUUGGCAACUACUGAUGCACAAAAGACGAUGGAAAAGAAGCAGAAUAGAAUUAAUGGCGCUUAUCUAGCUACACAGCUUCUGCGUACUACGCAUAUUGUUUGGCCCAAUUCAGCCUCAGAAGUUCUUCUGGCAGGCUCUUUUGACGGUUGGACAUCUCAGUUAAAGUGGUUGCAGAGGAAGAUGGAGAAAUCAAGUGCUGGUAUUUUUUCUGUGACCAUGCUGUUGUAUCCCGGCAGAUAUGAGAUCAAGUUCAUUGUUGAUGGCAAAUGGAAGGUUGAUCCUUUACGCCCCAUCAUUGUCAACCAUGGACAUGAAAAUAAUCUACUCAUCAUCUCAUAAAAGCUUGUUAUUGGAAGGCCCUGGGCGUUGAAUCAGCAGUGGAGGUGCAUUGCAGUAAAUCCAGAUGGAUGGUUGAUCUUUUCUGAGGAUUUCACACAGAAUAUCAACUUUCAUACUAAAUUUUUGUACUAUUCUUUCUGUGGCGACGUAAAACCAACAUGUUUACUGUUCACGAGCUGAUUCAAUUACAUUCUUUCUGUACAUAUGCAUGUACUACUACUAGGUUAGCAGCUUCUUGCUCUGAAACAACUUUCAGUGCAAAAAAAAUUCUCAGAAUAUAUUUUAGAGUAAUAGGUGAUUGAUGGAAACUCCUACCUACACUGUAUCUCUAAACAUUGUACCAUUAGUUUUCUACUUAACUUUUUAGUUGUACUAUUUA
Ipomoea triloba (trilobed morning glory) is the source of this 2137-nucleotide messenger RNA. RefSeq names its product protein PTST homolog 2, chloroplastic-like. The record is from RefSeq and is a predicted model, not a curated record. The transcript has 8 exons. NCBI's taxonomy places the organism in Eukaryota, Viridiplantae, Streptophyta, Magnoliopsida, Solanales, Convolvulaceae. The coding region runs from base 259 to 1758 and encodes 499 amino acids.